CAGAUAGGCCUCUAGCGCGUCCGCACGAUUCCCCUUUGCACCAUGCCGAACGUCGUCGUACCCCUCCCGACAUCGGCUCCUUCGGCCAGCUGCUCCCCUAUAAAGGGGCAUGCAAUGGGAGCACGGAACUCCACCGAUCACCCACAUUCUAGUUGCUGAACGUCAGGUUCAACAUGGCUGAGGCUUCUAACAUCGACGACUGGACGCGCUCGGACGUCUACCACAACUCGUUCCUCAUCCCCGCCGACGAGGCCCUCGAGUACGCGCGCAAGUCCAGCGACGAGCAAGGUCUCCCCGAGAUCGCGGUCAGUACCGCCCAGGGCAAACUCCUGAACCUACUGGCCCGUUCGAUCGGCGCGAAGCGUAUCCUCGAAGUCGGCACUCUCGGAGGCUUCUCCACCAUCUGGUUGGCUCGCGCCCUGCCCGAAGACGGGGAACUGGUUACUCUGGAGCUUCAGCCCAAGCACGCUGAGGUUGCGCAGGGAGACAUCGCCCACGCCGGCCUGGCGUCCAGAGUGAAGAUCAUCGUCGGUCCCGCUGCCGAGUCGAUCACGAAGCUGCAACCCGAGCCGCCCUUUGACUUUGCCUUCAUUGACGCCGACAAGCCUGGAAACCUUACUUACUUCCUUGAGGCCAAGCGCCUCGUGAGGAAGAACGGGGUCAUCAUUGUGGACAACGUCGUCAGACACGGGCGCGUUGCUGACCCGACGCAGAACGAUGCCAGCUCUAUUGGCACUCGCAAGCUGCUCGAACACCUCAAGACAGACAAGGACGUCGACGCGACCACAAUCAGCACGGUCGGCGAGAAGGGAUGGGACGGCUUCACCUAUAUUAUCCGUCUCUAGAUGGGAGUACCGGUGUCUGCGUUUCUGCGUUAGGUGUAAGACGAAAGAAUGAUUAGUGAUAGGAUGUAUUAUAGCACACAUAAAGGAACGACACAGUGACUGGCUCAGGUCAACUUA
Postia placenta MAD-698-R-SB12 is the source of this 962-nucleotide messenger RNA. RefSeq lists its product as hypothetical. The record is from RefSeq and is a predicted model, not a curated record. NCBI's taxonomy places the organism in Eukaryota, Fungi, Basidiomycota, Agaricomycetes, Polyporales, Adustoporiaceae. The transcript has 4 exons. Gene Ontology annotation, molecular function: O-methyltransferase activity; S-adenosylmethionine-dependent methyltransferase activity. The coding region runs from base 174 to 845 and encodes 223 amino acids.